AUGAAAAUAAUUACAACUAUCAUUUUAUCAACAUUAUUAAUAUUGGUUGGCAAUUGUACAACAACAACAACACAGUAUUAUGCCAGUUUUACACCUUUUAGUGGUGUAAAUUGUACAGGGUCUAUAUCUGGACAAGGGUCAAGUUAUCUCUUGAAUACUUGUCUACCAUACGGUGAUAAAUAUUCUAUCAAAUAUGUUCCAAACAAUGAUAACACUGCAUUUACACCAAUCUAUUAUCUCUACAACGCCGAUUGUUCCAGAUUCCCAACAAAGGAUACAACACUCAAUAUUGGACAAUGUUAUAGCAAUGAAAUCAAUGACCCAGACAAUGGAUUAUUCUAUUCGUCUGCCUCUAUCCAAUCUGAACCUCUUGCACCUCCCUCAUCGGGACAACCAUCACUAUACAGUCGGUUCUUUGACAAGUCAGACCAAAGUUGUUCAGAGACUAUGUUGUGGUCCCAAUUCUACACCAACAAUACAGCCUAUGAUGUCAAUUUCACUCAAAGAGAAACCUUUUACUGUGAUCCAAUUACCAAUAAUCCAAUGCAACAAAUAUGUAAUUUAGGUGGUAACAAGGAAUGUACAACCAAUGACCUUUCAUCAAAAUGUCAAUAUGACAAUACCUAUUUAGCAAAUAGUAUUUAUACUUGUGUUGAUGGUACUACUAGUGAUGAUAUUAUCAAAGUUAGACAUAUUAAAUAA
Messenger RNA from Cavenderia fasciculata, 702 nucleotides. RefSeq lists its product as uncharacterized. The transcript has a single exon. The record is from RefSeq and is a predicted model, not a curated record. NCBI's taxonomy places the organism in Eukaryota, Evosea, Eumycetozoa, Acytosteliales, Cavenderiaceae. The coding region runs from base 1 to 702 and encodes 233 amino acids.